UAUUUUGUCAAUGAAAAAACUUCAAUGAAAGCAACGUAGUGUGAAAUUUUUCAGCUGGAAGGACAGGAAAAGUGAAGAUUUCUCCCAAAAUCACCUGUCCAGGAUGCCCGUAGUGUACCUCACGCGAAAGGAGAAGUUCUCAGCAUGUCAUCGCCUCCACAGCCCACAGCUAAGUGAUGAGGAAAAUGCAAAAAUUUACGGGAAAUGCAACAAUUUCCACGGGCACGGUCACAAUUACACCGUGGAGGUGACUGUGUGUGGUCCUGUGGACCCCAAAACAGGGAUGGUGAUGAAUAUCUGUGACCUAAAGGUGUACAUGGAUGUGGGGAUUAUGCAGAAGCUGGAUCACAAGAAUCUCGACAGAGACGUUGAUGCCUUCAAGGAAAUCCCCAGUACGACGGAAAAUCUGGCCGUGUUCAUCUGGAAUAGCCUCCAGGAGGUUCUGCCACAACCUGAACUCCUCCACGAGGUGCGCAUUGAGGAAACUGAUAAGAAUUCUGUGAUCUAUCGAGGGGAGAAGUGACAAUAAACUUACAUUCCAUUUGAUAAAAUUAAAUUUCUUUAUUUUUUGCAUUUUUAAGACAUUUUUUUUUAGACAGCUGUUCCCCUCUCGAGAUUUUUCUUAAUCUCCACUGUGUGCUCCCCGUAGAAUCUCUCCAGCUUCCUGUUGAAGCGAGCAUUCUUCUCAUUGAUGUAGUCAAUGUCAGCAUCAUCGUUGUGUGUCCUCCUCCGGGAGAAGUUCUUCUUCUUAUCAAGCUGCUUCUGGAGGUGUUCAACCAUGUUAUCAAUUGCCCCAGCUGAAUCCUUCGGACGGAGAUGUCUCAGUGGAUCCGUGUCCUCCUCUUCCUCACCACUCCUCUUCUUUGCUUCAUAAUUCUCCCUGAUGCACGGUGGAAGGAUGUUGAUGGAUCUCUCGUACUGCCUUGCCGUCUGUGCUUCGUAGCUGGAGAAACUCCCAUCACCUUUGCGCUUCUUCUUAAGGGCAAUCUCUGCUUCCCCCACGGAUACGCCCAGCAUCUUUACGCGUUCGUAGUCCUUACCCUCAGCUGCUGCACGAUCUUUUGCUGCUUCCUCCGCCACCAGCCACUCUGUCUUGCGCUUCCGUGCCUCCCAAUUUGCAGGAAGUUUCUUCAUAUUGUUCUCCACAAUCACUUCCUGUUGAUUCUGCACACGAGCUUGAUUCCUUGCAUCAUGGAGCUUCUUUAGGCGCUCCAUACGUUCUUUUAGCUUGUCAGCACAGUUUUCUUUUGUCUUUUCCAUGAUUUUCUCUGUUUUCUCUGCUAUUUUUUCAGUUUGUUUUUCUUUUAUUCUUCUUCUUCUU
This is a messenger RNA of Lutzomyia longipalpis, 1321 nucleotides long. RefSeq names its product 6-pyruvoyl tetrahydrobiopterin synthase (gene purple). Gene Ontology annotation, molecular function: 6-pyruvoyltetrahydropterin synthase activity. The transcript has a single exon. Gene Ontology annotation, cellular component: mitochondrion. Lineage: Eukaryota; Metazoa; Arthropoda; Insecta; Diptera; Psychodidae. Bases 104 to 523 code for a protein of 139 amino acids. The record is from RefSeq and is a predicted model, not a curated record. Gene Ontology annotation, biological process: tetrahydrobiopterin biosynthetic process.